Molecule: messenger RNA, 3016 nt
Organism: Cololabis saira (Pacific saury)
Lineage: Eukaryota; Metazoa; Chordata; Actinopteri; Beloniformes; Belonidae
Product: zinc finger protein 16-like
Exons: 10
Coding region: 19-2268 (749 amino acids)
Biological process (GO): regulation of transcription by RNA polymerase II
Molecular function (GO): RNA polymerase II cis-regulatory region sequence-specific DNA binding; DNA-binding transcription factor activity
Source: RefSeq, a predicted model, not a curated record
AAGUGCGCGAAGGCCAACAUGGAGGAGGGCUUUGAUGAGCGUCUGUGUGAGGAGGUCCGCCGCUACAACAGUUCAGAUCGAGACGAGAGCGUGCUCUUUUCUCCUUUUCUCAAGAUGCAUGACGACCGGAGUGUACACAUAACAAUCCAGAAAGGAAGGGCCUUGCCCCAACUUCACAGAUGCACAUCAUGCUGCAAUAACUACCACUGUCCAUUCUGCAGCCCUACAGUUUACUACCCCUCCCCGUUGAACAAAUGUCAGAUACACAUGGAUCUUCAUUUUAACAGAGCUGUUAGCCAUGAAGAAUACACCAUUCACAGAUGUGGACUGGGAUGUCGGCCGCAGCUGCAUUAUCACUGUCCAUACUGCAGUUCAACAAUAAAACGGAAAGACGAUUUUAUUAAACAUAUACAUUUGUGCAAGAAGAAACCAGGUUCCAACCCUACAGUCGAGCCCAGACAUCUCUCUGUGCGGGUAGAAGACAGCUCCAACAGAGCAGGGCCAGGGGAAGGUCCUCAUCUGCCUCUGUCAUCCCUGCGCCUCCUGGUUCCUCCUCUGCGGCUCAUGUCCGCCUGCAUGUGGCAGGUUGCACAGGACCGAAAUGUAGACCAGUAUGGAAAGCUGUUAGAUUUCAUCACAUUAGUGAUUAAGAUGGUUCCCGAGCUGCUGAAAUACAAACAGAGGAGUCAGCUGAUCCUCGGGCUCAGAGCCAGGCUCAUUCUUGAAUUGUUAAAGAACAAAGAAGAAUGUUCCAAAGCUUUUCAGGAUCAUCUCUUAAAAUUCAACCAAAUGGAUACAAGCUACAUGCAUGAAGAGGAACAAGAUGGAGCAGUGGAGUUCUCAAAGGUCACUUUUCUGGAGCUUGUUCAAAAAUUGUUGAGUAAUGAAUCAGAAAAAGAAACUUUCUUUAAGGAAGUCUUCCCAGUUCAGUAUGGAGCUCGGUUUGAUACGGCGUUGCAGAUUCUGGUGUGGGAGUUCUUCUGCCAGCUGGAGGAGUUUGUACCGGUGCCAAGUUUUUCUCGGGUGUUCUCUAUGUUUGACUUUUCUUGCGGCGACUACAAGUUUGAGCAGUUUGUUUCUGAUCAAGAAGAUCUGAAGACAAUUUUGUCGCAUCACCAGGAGCACCAAAAGUUGCCCGAAAGUGAAUUCACCUUCAUGUCAGACACCAUCCUCUCCGCGCUCGCCUCUAAACAAACUUUAGAGGGGUUUAAAGGUCCUUGUGAUCAAAAGAAAUGUCCAGAAAAUGGCUUUAGCAUCGAAGUCCCUUGUGAGGACUCUGAAGAGGCCGACUGUGGUUCUGUCGAGGCUAAUCCAAACUCUGAGGAGCAAGACUACGUACUGUCACCACUCUCCUCCUCUGCGUUUUAUGAAGGUCCUGGGUCAUCUCAUGAGAGCAAAGUAGCCGAGGAAGUGGCUUUCCAGUCAUCCACGUGCUCAGAGAGUUCGCUGGAAGGAGUGACUGAACAUCUGGAUCUUAAUGGCAUCAAGGAAGAACAGAGUAUGAGCCAGUCUUCAUCAAGAGGAAAAGCUGAGAUCUCUCUUCUGUGCAGCCAACCAUUAACAAACAACCAGAACAUUAAUUCUUCAUCACUGCCAUUCAAGUGCCCUAUUUGCCCUUCGACAUUUAAACACUGUGACAGACUGUUAAAUCAUUUAAUCAAGCACCCAAAUGUCCCGCCUUUUACUUGCAGUUAUUGUAGUAAAACAUUUGAAUGCAGAUCUUCAUUUAGCGUUCACCUCCGAGAUCAUGUAGAGAGACCGUAUGCCUGUUCGUGCUGUGACAAGAAGUUCUAUUCAAAGUCGGUCUUGAAGUCCCAUGAGCGCAUUCACACCGAUGAGCGUCCGUAUGCCUGUCCUCUAUGCAACAAGAAAUUCAAACGACCAUAUUCGUGCACUCUGCACCUCAGAAGUCAUACGAAAGACAAGCCAUACCUGUGCAGCACGUGUGGUAUGACCUUCAGCACCUCCAUGGGGCUGUAUGCGCACACGCGCACACACACGGGGGAGCGGCGCUUUCAGUGUGAAUUAUGCCAAAGGAGGUUCGCUUCAUCUACAGGCCUGGCAGUUCAUUGGAGAUCAUCCCACUCAGGAGAAAGGCUGUUCUCCUGCUCAUAUUGUGAAAAAUCAUUCCACUGCAGUUCAGGACUGACGAAACACACAAGGACACACACAGGCGAGAAGCCUCAUAAAUGUGUAACGUGUGGCAAGGCAUUUAUUCAAAAGUCAAACCUGAAAAUACACCUCAAAGUCCACAAAAAUAUGAAGUAAUUUUGGGAUAUGAUUCCCUGGUUUGUUUCAAAUGGUUUUAAGACUUCAGCUGUGUCUACUUUUCUCAAAGAAAGAAGGACACAGGUGUUUUCAACUAUGUUCUGUAUGUUAAAAUGGGCUUGGGAUUCUCACAUAUCUAACUCGCCAUUUUUUGUCUAAAAAAAAUAAAGAUACAAAUACAAUCAUACCCUACUUUUACUGAAAAGUAAUGUCUCAUGUGACCAACUAGACUUCAUUUUCUUGGCCCGUAAACAUUGGGUAGAGGAUGCAUGUACCAUAAGCCUCUGUAGCCUCAAUAGGAUAGUUUUUCUGGCAUGAUUACUGAUCUUGUUGAAGUAAGGUAAUGUCUGGGCUGGGCCUGGGUGAGUCUAGCCUCCCAAGGGGUUGGGUAUGAAGAUGUUUAUCUCUGAAACGGUAAGCUACAUGUUGCUUUGUUCUGUGACGGCAGCAUUUCUCUCGAUUCUUCACACCACUGUUGUGCUAUGUUUAAACCAAACCUGGAACGCUGGUCGAUGUUCUGCUGUCUUGAGUAAAAGGUUUAAUUUCAGUGAUUUCCCAAAAGCAAGCUUCAUGGUAAAUAUAAAAGCUAUUUUAUUAAUCUCAUGUAAGAAAUUAGGUGGUUUUUAAGUCUGCUUGUUACAAGGUACAGCAGAUGGAUGAUGUGAAACGCAUAACUCCUGGUUUGCAGACUAGAGCCAGAUGCAUAAAGCUCUGGCAUCAUGACUGAAACUACACUUUUUUUGCCAGA